This is a messenger RNA of Arachis duranensis, 2856 nucleotides long. RefSeq names its product calmodulin-binding transcription activator 2-like. The record is from RefSeq and is a predicted model, not a curated record. Gene Ontology annotation, biological process: regulation of transcription by RNA polymerase II. Gene Ontology annotation, molecular function: double-stranded DNA binding; protein binding; transcription coregulator activity. Gene Ontology annotation, cellular component: nucleus. NCBI's taxonomy places the organism in Eukaryota, Viridiplantae, Streptophyta, Magnoliopsida, Fabales, Fabaceae.
GUGAUCGAGGACAGUCUUCAAUUUCUGGAGAUUAUAUCCCAGUUGUUCCGGGUGAAAGAUUUGGAGGAAGUGAUACUACUUAUAUUGAUGGUCAGAAAGCACAUAGCAUGGCAUCCUGGGACACUGUGUUGAAGCAAUGCAAUGCAGAAUUGCAGAGUGAUCCUUCGUUUGUACCAUUUUCUUCCAUACCAUCGAGUUUGAUAGGAAACACUGUAGAACAAGAACGUAAUGACUUUGGUGAUCUCUUAGGGAGCAAAAGUAGCCUCACUGAGGAGGCAGGGAGCUCGCAAUCUAUCCAAUCAAACUGGCAGAUUCCUUUUGAAGAAAGUUCAGGACGCUUGCCAAACUUCACCCAAUCAUUGAGUUUGGAAUUUGGAUCCGAUUAUAUAUCUGGUUUAGUUGGGAAUGAAACACUUAAUGCAAGUUCUGAAAUUGAUCCUCACCUGUUUAACUUUCAUGGUGAGCCGAAAGAGCAGCAUGUGCAACAACACUAUCCAGAACGGCAUGCAGAUGGACAAUCUCAGUAUGCACUUCAAUCCAAUUCUCUGAAUAAAGUUCUUGGUGAAGAAAGUCUCAACCAUGCUUUCACAGCAAAGCGCACAUUAUUGGAUGGAGACGAGAGCCUGAAAAAAGUUGAUAGCUUCUCUAGGUGGAUUACUAAAACCCUUGGAGAGGUGGAUGAUUUGAAUAUGCAGUCUUCAGCUGGUAUUUCAUGGGGUACAGAUGAAUCUGGGCAUGUGAUAGAUGAUUCCUCAUUGAGCCCGUCCCUUUCUCAGGAUCAGCUGUUUAGCAUAAAUGAAUUUUCCCCCAAAUGGGCUUAUGCUGAAGUGGAAACUGAGGUGGUAAUUGUUGGAUCUUUUUUGAAGUAUCAACCGGAGGUGUCAACCUCUAACUGGUCCUGUAUGUUUGGGGAAGUGGAGGUCCCUGCUGAGGUUUUAACUAAUGGAAUUCUGUGUUGCCAGGCUCCACCUCAUAAGGUUGGACGGGUUCCUUUCUAUGUAACAUGUUCAAAUAGAUUAGCUUGCAGUGAAGUGCGUGAAUUCGACUAUAGAGAAGGCUUUUCUGGAAAUGUAGAAUUUGCAGAUUUUUAUAACGAUUCAACUGAAAGGCUGCUGCAUUUGCGAUUGGAAGAGUUUCUGUCCUCAAAACCAGUGUGCCCAUCUAAACAAACCUUUGAGAAUGAUAUGGAGAAAAGAGAUGUAAUUUUAAAGCUUAUUUUCUUAAGAGAGGAAGAGGAAUUCUCGAGUAAGGAAGAGCAACAUGUAGAAUCUGAUACAUCCUCACAGAAGGUGAAGGCGCAUCUGUUUCACAGGCAGAUUAAAGAGAAGCUGUACUCAUGGCUUCUGCACAAAGUAACGGAAAGUGAUAAAGGUCCUAAUGUGUUAGAUAAGGAUGGACAGGGUGUUUUACAUUUAGCAGCUGCUCUUGGGUAUGAUUGGGCUAUACAACCAAUUUUAACUGCUGGAGGUGGUAUCAAUUUCCGUGAUGUAAAUGGAUGGACAGCCCUACAUUGGGCUGCAUCCUGUGGCAGAGAGCGGACGGUGGUUGUCCUUGUCACCAUGGGUGCAAAUUCUGGAGCAUUGACAGAUCCAUCUCCAGCAUUUCCAACCGGAAGAACAGCUUCAGAGCUUGCCUCUACCAAUGGGCACAAAGGAAUAUCUGGUUUCCUUGGUGAAUCUUUAUUAACCAGUCAUCUUGAAUCCCUCACAAUGGAUGAUCAAUAUAAAGGUGGCAGGCAAGAGAUUUCAGUAACAAAAGUAGUGCAGACAGUUUCAGAACGAACUGCUACCCCUGUGUUAUAUGGGGAUGAUAUGCCAGAUGAUCCCUGCCUUAAGGAUUCCCUUACUGCUGUUAUUAAUGCUACACAAGCUGCAGAUCGUAUACAUCAGGUAUUCAGAAUGCAGUCUUUUCAGAGGACCAAAUCUGGACAAGGAGAUCGUUUAGCCAAUGCUGCUGCAACACAGAUACAGAAGAAGUUUCGUGGGUGGAAGAAGAGAAAAGAAUUCUUGAUCAUUCGUCAAAGAAUUGUUAAAAUCCAGGCCCAUGUAAGAGGUCACCAGGUUAGGAAGAGUCUAAAAAGCAUAAUCUGGUCUGUGGGAAUCCUUGAGAAAGUGAUAUUACGGUGGAGACGCAAGGGCAGUGGCUUGCGCGGAUUUAAACCCGAUGCCCUUAAUAAGGCCCCCAUUCAACAGAGUGAUCCGCCGAAAGAAGAUGAUUAUGAUUUCCUCAAGGAAGGAAGAAAACAAAGUGAGGAGAAGUUCCAAAAGGCCCUUUCAAGGGUCAAGUCCAUGGUUCAAUAUCCAGAGGCACGUGCUCAAUACCGGCGCCUGCUAAAUGUUGUUGACGACUUCCGUCAAACCAAGGCAUGUAAUAUGGAUUUAGUAAAUUCUGAAGAGACAGUUGAUGGUGUGGAGGAUUUGAUUGAUAUUGAUAUGCUCUUAGAUGAUGACAAUUUUAUUCCCAUAGCAUUUGAUUGAUUGAUUGAUUCUCUCUGCCGUGGUGGCUGCUGCUCCUCCUUUCAUCCCCACUGUAAAUACAUGGCCAGUUGGCUUUAUUUGGCAUUGGGGUUGUCCUAACAUCGUCUUGGUGUAUAUAUUCCUGAUCAGAAAUGACUUGAUUUCAAUGCUGAAUAUAAAUAGAUAAUCAUAGCUAGCAUGCAUUUUGGUUGUAAUCUAAUAAGACAUGGUUUGUUUUUCUUUUAUGGUUUUAUUUAUAUGACAGGAUCAGAAUGUUUCAUAUUAUAAAUUAGUUCAGGUUUAUAACAUAAAGUGGUGUUAGCUUGCCGAUGUAUAAAAUGGAAUUUGUACACAAAGUGUACUGUGUUGAGAGGAAUUAUAACCGUGUGCUAAAUGCUAA